This is a messenger RNA of Coregonus clupeaformis (lake whitefish), 828 nucleotides long. Its product is annotated as deleted in malignant brain tumors 1 protein-like. Gene Ontology annotation, cellular component: membrane. Bases 1 to 828 code for a protein of 275 amino acids. The transcript has 4 exons. The record is from RefSeq and is a predicted model, not a curated record. NCBI's taxonomy places the organism in Eukaryota, Metazoa, Chordata, Actinopteri, Salmoniformes, Salmonidae.
AUGGAGCUGGCCUCUGCUCUGGGAGACUGGAGCUUGGCUGUGGGGCUCCUGCAGCUCUACAGGGGGGGGCUCUAUGGAGAAGGUGAGGGUCAGACCUGGGAUAAAGAGUUCCAGUGUAAAGGCAAUGAGUCCCUUCUCCUGGACUAUGACACCUCAGACAGAAAAAACAACACCUGCCUACCUGGUAAUGCUGUUGGACUCACCUGCUCAGAGCCUGAUGAUGUGAGGCUGGUGGGAGGAGGCAGUCGCUGUGCUGGUGGAGUGGAGCAGUACGACCAGGGAGAGUGGAGGACUGUGGGAACUGUAGACUGGAACAAGGAGGCUGUAGCUGCAGUAGUGUGUAGACAGCUGGGUUGUGGCUCCACUGUUUCAGUACUACCUGGAUACACCACUAGAGGGUUUAUAGUUGACUGUUCUGGGUCUGAGUCUUCACUGAGGGAGUGUGGGACAUCGUAUUCAAUUAAUUAUAUCGGUAUUGGAUUCACAGUGAUCUGCUCAGAUCUCCUGGUCCAGCCUGAUAUCUUCCUGACUGACUCAAUGGGAGGGGUCUCCAGGGGCCACCAGGGGCCCGAAGUGUUUAGGGGCUACAACUUCACCAUCACCUGCUCCACUCAGCCACAGUACCCAGGAGGCUCCUUCCUCCUCACGUUCACCGGCUCCAACAGAACCCAGACCCAACCAGCUGUCAAUCACUCUGCUGCCUUCCUCUUCCCUGCUGCAGAUGACUCCCACCAAGGGAACUACAGCUGUGUUUAUGACAAUAAUGUUUUCUCUCAUAACUUCUCCUCUGAGAGUGAGCUCCUCACCCUCACCAUCACAGGUAACUGA